GAAGCUAAGUACAACUUUGUCUAAACACCCAAACUACUCCUAACUUGAAUCACAAGAAAAAUCUAUCUCCCUAGCUAAUCCAUGGCAUUGGCGCCACAAGAAUAUUCAAUUCCUCUCUAUAUAUAGCAAGCAAGCCAACCGUCAUUUAAUUUCCAGUUGUAUACGACAACCUUAACCUUUGUAUCCAUUGGCAGAUCAGAAAGCAGAAAUGGAGGGAAACGGCGGCGGCGAAAGAGCAUCCCAGAUUGUGUUUUUCGAUUUGGAAACCACAGUGCCAAACAAGACAGGACAAAGAUUCCAGGUACUAGAAUUCGGGGCGAUGGUCAUCUGUCCGCGGAGGCUGGCGGAGCUGGAGAGCUUCUGCACGCUGAUUCGGCCCGGCGACCUGUCCGCCGUGUCGGAGAGGUCAGGGCGGCCGGAGGGAAUAACACGGGGAGCAGUGUCGGAGGCGCCGCCGUUUGAGGAAGUUGCAGACAGAAUAUUCAGCAUUAUGGAUGGGAGAAUCUGGGCGGGACAUAACAUCCAAAGAUUUGAUUGUAUUCGCAUUAAGGAAGCCUUUGCUAAGAUCGGCCGCCCUGCACCGGCCCCGGUUGCAACCAUUGAUUCUUUGGGAGUUUUGACACACAAGUUUGGAAGAAGAGCUGGAAACAUGAAGAUGGCAACUUUAGCAGAAUACUUUGGACUUGGGCAGCAGAAACACAGAAGCUUAGAUGAUGUUCGCAUGAAUUUGGAGGUGUUGAAGCAUUGUGCAACCGUACUAUUUUUGGAAGAAAGCCUUCCAGAUUUAUUGAAUGGAAAAUGGCAGCAGGGAUCUACACAGAUGAUGAUGACAACAAGAAGCCGAAGUGUAAUGGAAAGAUUCCCGAGUUCAUCAUUGAACGAAAGGUGGCAGAAGUCUUCAUCAUCGUCAAUCACAACAAGAAGCAGAAAAUCUCCACCAACAGUCACUUCUCUGGGAGGAUACCAAAGAGCUGUUCCUUAUGCAAGGGAAAGCCUGGGAAGGAUGAGUGCAGGAGUAAGAAACCUGUGGUGCAAAGCACACAAGACCAGACCUUUCAACACCUUGCUCAAACAUUCUCAUUCUUUGCUCCGAUGAUCAAUCAAUCAAUCAAACAUUAAUUACAACCUGCGGGCAGAUCGAACUGAAGCAUCAUGCAUGCAAUGUCACAUAUAUGCUGCAAAAUUUUGGAUUCUAAUUCAACUUAGGAUCACAAAUUCCAACUGUAGUUGUGUCCUGACAUGCAUGCAUCACCUUCAUUAAUUAUUAGUCAUUAGAUUAGUGAUUAAUUAUUCUUUCAUUUUCUUGUAACUGUAAUUGCAUGUCUCAGCAGUUACCAUUCAUUGUAUGUUAAUUGAAUUCUUAGGAUUGUAUAUAUAUUCAUUGUAAUUGUAAAUAUU
This is a messenger RNA of Ipomoea nil (Japanese morning glory), 1398 nucleotides long. RefSeq names its product protein NEN4-like. The record is from RefSeq and is a predicted model, not a curated record. NCBI's taxonomy places the organism in Eukaryota, Viridiplantae, Streptophyta, Magnoliopsida, Solanales, Convolvulaceae. Bases 209 to 1096 code for a protein of 295 amino acids. The transcript is spliced from 6 exons. Gene Ontology annotation, molecular function: 3'-5' exonuclease activity; nucleic acid binding.